UGGCGGUGAUUGCAGUGUAUAUACUGAUGAUGGCGAUAAUUUUGUUGUGUCUGCACUGAACAGUGCUGCAGCCUCUGGUAAUGUGGAAGGUCUUCAGAAAUUAAUGAGUCUUACAAAAAUCAGUUUAAAUGUCUCCAAUAAGGAGAGAGUGAGUCCUGCACAUGUGGCAGCAGGCUGUGGACAAGUAAGUGUACUGGAGUUACUAAACACAUCUGGAGCGAAUCUACAGGCCAAAGAUGACUCUGGUGACACACCACUGAUUUGGGCAGCUCGUCAUGGACAAGAAGAUGCUCUCAGCUUUCUUGUCAAUGCUGGAGUCAAUGUCUCAACACAAAACUUAGAUGGCGGAACAGCAUUACAUGAAGCAGCAUUACAUGGCCGUACAACGUGUGUACGUCGACUCAUUGCGUGCCCUGACAUUUCACUUGAUAUUCCAGACUGUAAUGGCCGAACACCUCUUCAUGUGGCUUUGGCCACUGUUCGUGAGGACUGUGCGUUACUGCUCUUGCAUGCUGGAGCUGACGUUGAUAUGUGUGAUAUGGAGGGUGAUGCACCUAUUCAUCUCGCUUCACGGACUGGCCUGCUGACUGCUGCUCAAACUUUGUGUGCUUUUGGUUGUACGGUUGACAUUGCAGAUGCAGAUGGCCUGUAUCCUAUUCAUUUAGCUGCACGCUAUGGCCAUGGAGAAGUCGUUAGAUGUUUGUGCCUUGCUGGAUGUAAUACUGAUCAGAAGAAUACUGAUGGAAUACGAGCUGAAAUAACAGCUUUAAAACAUGGUUUCAAUGAUGUUGCUAACCUUCUUGCUAAACUUAAAAAUAGGGAUGAACUGAUACGGCAGUUGAUUCCAACUUCAAAGCCCCCAUCUCGACUUAGUGUAAAGUUUCUAGGACGCACUGGCUCAGGCAAGACAACACUCAUCAGUUCUCUGACAGCUGGUCUCAUCACAGGCCUUCUUCGAAAAGCCAGACUGUCUCCUUCUUCAGCACCAUCUCGUACAGGUUCGACAUCACCAGGAAGCAAAAUGCAAAUAGAAAUGGAUGUAACUUCCUGCCGUGGUCAGCCUGUCUUCGAUGUCUACAAUGAACAUUAUACAAGAGGAAUUGAUGUACAAGAGGUCUCAGUCUCUGGUUGUGGUGGUGAUUUGACGUUAUGGGAACUUUCUGGACAAGAGACCUAUUUCCUCAUAUACCAUCAUUUUCUAGGCUCAACAGCUUGUCUUCAUGUUGUAGUUUAUAGUCUGGCUGAUCCACCAAGCGCUCAGCUUGAGCAGUGUCUCUUCUGGCUUACCUUUCUCCAGGCACGCACAGUACCACCACUUGAACCACUUGGUGAAGGGGGUGUAGCUGGACGACUUCCCCUAGUACUUCUUGUUGGCACACACGCAGACAUGGCUGGGCGAUAUGCAGAUUCAGCUGCAAGACGUUUAAUUACGCAGCUUCGCACAAGGUUCCGACUGCAGCUAGAAUUGCUGCCUCAGACAAUUGUGUUAGAUGCUCGCAUUCCUGGUAGCCCAGGAAUACGUCAACUAGAGGCAGCUGUAGCAGGAGUGAGACAGCGACUGUUGCUGGAGGUUCCACGCUGGACAGGAUUCCUCGAGGCAUCCCUGUCAUGGUUAUCACAAGCUCGUCGCCUGCUGCCCUUUCCAGUGAUGCCUUGGUCUCAGUUUGUUGCUGCUGUCCGUGAUCGUGUCAAUCCCUUGGCUGGAGAAGAACAUUUGCGUGAGCUAGCACACCAACUAGAAGUUACUGGAGAGAUAGUCCAGCUCCGUACUCCUGCUCAAGACGAAUUGGUGGUUUUGAGCCCUCGCUGGCUGGGUCAGUUAAUAGGCCAGUUACUUUCACCAGACUUCCUCGUGAAAGCUCGUACAACAGGGUGCUAUUCCUCUCAUGACUUCCAAGCAGCUGUACCACAGCUACCUGCGUCAGAUGUACUGCCAGUACUGGAGGCCCUAGGGCUUUGCGCUCGGUGUUACGAAGAUGAAGACAUUGCUGGUGAAUUUGAAGAUUGUGAUUGUAGUGGAAGUGAAUGUGAAGAUCCUACUGUGAAGUCCAGCUGUGCCACUUACAUAGAACCAGAACCAGAAUUUGAAUUUCCAUGUUUCAAUUUUGUUGAGACUUUAGAUGGUUUGUGGGAUGCUCGCUACCAUGCCACUUGCUAUGGAGGCUUACGCCUUCGUGCACCUGCUCCUUCAUCAUGUCUGCUACGCUGUCUGUUUCCCCGUUUCCAGGUUCAACUGAGGCGCUGCACACAGCAGUUAAGUGAUCCAGACACAGACCUCUACCAGUGGAUGAAUGGCUCAAAACUAUGCACAGGAGCAGUAGAGUCUCAAGCAGUCCUAAUUGAUGAGAUGGAAAUUGAUGACGACAGUGAUGAAGAUGAUGAUAGUGACAGCAAGAGUAGCUUAGGUCAAGAUGAAUGGCUUGAACUGAAGGUGCGGGGACCUCCAGGGUCAGCUCUGGCUUGUUUCUGUUUGCUAGAAGAGCUGCUGGCAGUUAUUGAUCAGGUCUUGCAGCUGCUUGUGACAGCAGACAGAUUAUCAGUAUCAGCACUUUCAACAUUGUGUCGCCAGCGUCUGUGUCUUCUGUUAGAUCCUCCUGAUCCUCUCGGACGUGACUGGUGUCUCCUGGCUGUCCGUUUAGGUCUACUUGAUGAACUUGCUCAUAUUGAUGGAUCUGCCUCAGCUGCCUCUGUGUCACGCACAGCAGCUCUUCUUGAUGCAUGGGGAGGAACAAUAGGCCAGUUGAUAACUACACUGGAAGAACUCGGACGUCAAGAUGCAGUUGCAGUAUUGCUAAAGAAUGCCCCUUUGUACCGCAUUACUUUGUCAUGUCAGUCACCAGCAUCUUCUGACUCUAGUUCACGACUGUCUCGCUGACCACAGCUGUUACCUAAAUCAGUUAUAUGUGAUCUCACAACAGUAAUGUUGCAUCAACCCUAAGGAAUUGUAAGGGCUUGUAAGAAGUAUUGUUGAUUUGCUGCACUGUACUCAGUGAGGCAGGGUUUGGAAAUAUACACACUCUGUUGAGGAUAAAUUGUGUGAUGUUGUACAGUGCUGUUAAUUGAAGUCACUUUGUUUUUCUUUCUUCUGGAAAUAUAGGUAUUGGUAUUUGGAAAAUGCAUAGAUCACAGUCCUUGACUGUUAUACCAAGCAACAUAAAUUUUUCUAGAAGAAAAUGAGAAUCUAGAAGUCAGUCAAUCUUAAGUUAUUAGACUUUUGUGAGUCUACUGAGAUUGAGAAACAGACCAAGGUAGAAUAUGGGACAAAG
Molecule: messenger RNA, 3266 nt
Organism: Schistocerca piceifrons (Central American locust)
Lineage: Eukaryota; Metazoa; Arthropoda; Insecta; Orthoptera; Acrididae
Product: death-associated protein kinase dapk-1-like
Exons: 16
Coding region: 104-2875 (923 amino acids)
Biological process (GO): signal transduction
Molecular function (GO): protein binding
Source: RefSeq, a predicted model, not a curated record